This is a messenger RNA of Asparagus officinalis (garden asparagus), 1107 nucleotides long. Its product is annotated as mitochondrial import inner membrane translocase subunit TIM23-2-like. Gene Ontology annotation, cellular component: TIM23 mitochondrial import inner membrane translocase complex; mitochondrial inner membrane. NCBI's taxonomy places the organism in Eukaryota, Viridiplantae, Streptophyta, Magnoliopsida, Asparagales, Asparagaceae. The record is from RefSeq and is a predicted model, not a curated record. Gene Ontology annotation, biological process: protein import into mitochondrial matrix. Gene Ontology annotation, molecular function: transmembrane protein transporter activity.
UGGAUUUCGGGUCGAACCCGCAUUUAAGGCUGGUGACCCGCAUCAAUACGCCGACCAAACUCUCUAUCAUACGCUGUGAUUCCUUUCCCAGUCGUAUAAGGAAACGCAAACCCCCACCUCCUUUUCUUUAUUUCCUCUCCGUUGACAGGCGGAGCUCCAUUCGCCUCCCUUUCAAAACCCUAACCCUAAUUUUUCUAUUCAUUUUGCCCUCGUCCCUUUUUUCCUAAGGGGGAGGGAAAAAAAAAAGACUCCCACAUAAAGCAUCGCCAUGGCCGAUCCUCGACUGUACCCCUCGAACGCCGACGAUUCAAGCGGCCAGCAACGCCUCUAUAACCCCUACCAAGACCUCCAGAUCCCUUACCGUCAAAUCUACGAUCUCCCAACCUCCCCCGAGUUCCUCUUUCAAGAGGAGUCUGUCGCCCAGCGCCGAUCUUGGGGCGAAAACCUGACCUACUACACCGGCAUCGGGUAUCUCACCGGCGCCGUCUCCGGGGCCUCCGUCGGAUUCUACCAAGGACUCAAAUCUGCCGAGAAAGGCGACACCUUGAAGCUCCGGAUCAAUCGAAUCCUCAACUCCGGCGGCCAUGAGGGCCGAAAGUUCGGAAACAAGCUUGGGGUUAUUGGGCUGCUUUACGCUGGGAUGGAGAGCGGGAUGGUUGCGGCUAGGGAUACUGACGACUGGGUCAAUAGCGUCGUUGCUGGGCUCGGGAUUAGGGCUGCCAAUGGGCCGAGGUCGGCGGCGGUGGCGGGGGCUAUUGGAGGGCUGAUGGUGGGGGCUAUGGUUGGAGGGAAGCAGGUGCUGAAGAGAUACGUGCCCAUCUGAAAGAAAAGCUUGUACUUUCUUCUUCUUCUUUCCUUGUUGCUAGAGGUCAGCUAUAUAAUUUCUUGGUCGGUUAUGAAGUUUUGAGGAGUUUUGUUUAAUGAUUUAUAUACGUAUCUGUGGAAUGACCGGAUGGUCAUGAAAGGAUUUUGGAAAUAACCUAAAAGUGACAAUUUCUGUGGGGUUGUCAUGCCAUUCUUGGUUCAAAGUUUGCAGCUUUAACCUAUAUUCAUGUUGUUGCAAUAUUUUUAUUCAAAAUUUAAGCAUUCCAGAGCAUUACGUUUUUC